AUGGUCAAAGCUACAGGCAGUUCUAACUACAUGGUGGCUGAAAUUGACCGUCUGCUCAGUCUCGUUGAAGAAUUUCUUCCGCUUGGAAAAGAUGAAUGGGAGCGGUUGGCAGGUUUCUACAACGUUACUAGGGUGCGAGGCUGGCAAGAGCGUGAGUACGAAAGCGCGUUAAAAGACGCAAUCGACGAAAAGACAAAUGUGGUCGUCACGGACGACGGAGCGGAUGAAGAGCAGCAAGAUUUUCAACCGGACUUCUCCUUCGAAGUGGAUCCCGACGACGACGACGACGACUUGGUUAGUGCUGGAGAUGCCCCAAGCGGAACGGGUGACGUCGGAGGUUUUGGUCAGAGCGGUACGGCGGGCAUCGAGCAAACCGGCGGGCCUCAAACGCCAAUCGAUGGUAGCUUUCAGGAGAUGCUGGCUUCUGCCCUUGCAGGAGAGAUGCCGGACCCCACCACAGAUACCCCACGUCCUGUGCCAGCGCAGCGAUCUGGUCCAAACACUCGAGCUAGGAUGCGCACAUCCGUCGCCUCAGCUCCUACCGGUAACGUACAGACCCCAAGGAAACCAGCAACCCGAAGCCGCGCAGUCACCGACGGCUAUAAGUACGAGAGAUCCUCUAACCGCCUUGGGGGUACAGACUUAACCGCCAUACGCGACGAAGCUACGGCCAAGCGCACUCCGGACAGCGAGAUGGACGCAUUGGAAGCGAGCUAUGCUAAGUCCAAGCGACUCCGGGCGGUCAAAGCCACCACUGCUCUCAAGACGAAGCUAGAGAUGCUCGAAACAUCGUCCUCUGCGGCGAGUGGGAGUAUGCUCGAGACGAUCUUACUUCUUCGCGAAGAGAAUGAGCGCAAGGCCGAACUCCGCCGCCAAGAAGAAGAUCAGCGACGCCGAGACGAAGCUGCUGCUCGCGAGGCCCGGUAUCAGGCGGAAAAGACGGAGGCGGAAGAGCGCCGUCGCCAGGACAGGCUCGACAAUGAGGAUCGCGCGCGCCGCAACAAGGAGGAAGCGCGCGCCCGCACGCAGGAGCAUGUCUUGUUAAUUGGGACUCUCAUAAAGAAGCCGUGA
This is a messenger RNA of Phytophthora nicotianae INRA-310, 1071 nucleotides long. RefSeq lists its product as hypothetical. The record is from RefSeq and is a predicted model, not a curated record. The transcript is spliced from 2 exons. Bases 1 to 1071 code for a protein of 356 amino acids. Lineage: Eukaryota; Oomycota; Peronosporomycetes; Peronosporales; Peronosporaceae.